This is a messenger RNA of Melanotaenia boesemani (Boeseman's rainbowfish), 2930 nucleotides long. It is a transcript of the gene mgat4c, whose product is annotated as mgat4 family member C. NCBI's taxonomy places the organism in Eukaryota, Metazoa, Chordata, Actinopteri, Atheriniformes, Melanotaeniidae. The record is from RefSeq and is a predicted model, not a curated record. Gene Ontology annotation, molecular function: acetylglucosaminyltransferase activity. The transcript is spliced from 8 exons. Gene Ontology annotation, biological process: protein N-linked glycosylation. The coding region runs from base 665 to 2098 and encodes 477 amino acids.
ACCGGAGCGCGGCGUCAGGAGUCACACAGCCUUUGGGAUCCGGUGAUGAUUUCCACAGCUUGAAAUGCCCCGCGCGAUUCUCAAAGUUUGGCUCCCGUGACAGCAGAGAUCAGGGAAAAACAAUUCCCGUGGAGGCGAAUCGGCUGCUACAUAAAUUUCCUGGCGGUGCCGCCUGCCUAAGCUGUGUUGACGAUUACGAAGCGCUUCGGAACUGAUGCUUGCGUCGGUCUAACCGUCGGGAGACAAGAAAGAGAAAAGAAGAGAAAGAAAUAUAGUUCAUUUUCCUCCAGAUCGCCGCUGCCACCAGCGCGUGGACCCUCGCGGCGUCUGCUGAUGUGGAGCUGACAUGCAACUGUGAGUCCGGACACGUGAAGCUGACGCUCCCGCUGAGGUUAAUGGAAUGCAGCAAGAUAAAUGAUCAAGCUUGGAAGACCCCUGCCACUUUGAUGAGUGAACGCACCCACUAAUAAUGGCACACAGGAUACACAGUGGACCAGGUAGAUGAGAAAGUGGGUCAGGAAGACAGUGCUGUUUUUAAGGAUCCCCUGCUAUGCUAUGUACAGCUGAAGCAGACGUAUUUGUGAAUCCCCUCCAUGCCAACCUGCAGACUCUGUCCCACAAAUCCAUCUGAAUUUUACAAGAUCCCAGUGGUAGUGUAUACAGAAUGAGGCUGGUGUGGAAAUCCCUGGACAAGAUGAGAUGUCUGAGGAAACGCUCUACGAUUCCCUUCCUCGGCUUCCUCAUCACAUUCCUUCUCUUCUUGAACCUCUACAUUGAAGAUGGCUAUGUCCUGGAAAGUGAUAAAAGGCAACUCAGGGAAACAUCAGUCCAUCCUCAAAGCUCAGAGCGAUAUGUUCACACCUUCAGAGACCUCAGUAAUUUCUCUGGAACCAUUAAUGUCACAUACCGCUACCUUGCUGGAACCCCGCUGAACCGCAAGAAGUAUCUCACUAUUGGACUGUCGUCAGUCAAAAGGAAAAGAGGGAAUUACCUCCUGGAGACGAUCAAAUCCAUCUUCGAUCAGUCCAGUUAUGAUGAACUGAAGGAGAUUGUGGUGGUGGUCCAUCUGGCAGACUUUGAUCUGGUCUGGUGUGAGAACCUGGUCCAGGAAAUUACCCGGAAGUUCGCUCACCACAUCAUAGCUGGAAGACUCCUGGUCAUCCAGGCUCCAGAGGAGUACUAUCCAUCUCUGGACGGGCUGAAAAGGAACUACAAUGACCCGGAGGAUCGGGUCCGAUUCCGCUCCAAGCAGAACGUGGACUACGCAUUUCUCCUUAACUUCUGUACGAACCUCUCACACUUCUACGUGAUGUUGGAAGAUGAUGUGCGCUGCUCCAGGAACUUCCUGACAGCACUGAAGAAAGUAAUCACCUCUAGAGAAGGUUCCUACUGGGUGACUCUGGAGUUCUCUAAACUGGGCUACAUCGGGAAGCUGUACCACUCCAGAGACCUGCCACGUCUGGCUCAUUUCCUCCUCAUGUUCUACCAGGAAAUGCCCUGCGACUGGCUCCUCAUUCACUUCAGGGGUCUGCUGGCCCAGAAGGACGUGAUCCGCUUCAAACCCUCACUGUUCCAACACAUGGGCUACUACUCCUCUUAUAAAGGAGCAGAGAACAAGCUGAAGGAUGAUGAUUUUGAGGAAGACUCCAUAGACAUUCCUGACAACCCUCCUGCCAGUCUUUACACAAACAUCAACGUCUUUGAAAACUACGAUGCCACCAAGGCGUACAGCACAGUGGACGAAUACUUUUGGGGGAAGCCUCCCUCCACUGGAGAUUUCUUUGUCAUAGUCUUUAACAAGUCAACCAAACUUAGCAAAAUUAAAAUUGCUACUGGGUCUGAUGACCGGCAGAAUGACUUUCUUCACCACGGGGCUCUGGAAGUCGGAGAGAAAUUAGUUGGGACUAAAAAGGGAAAACAAUGCUCAUCCUACAUCACAUUGGGGGAAUUUAAAAAUGGCAACAUUGAGGUUCAAGAUGUCGACCACAAGAUUGCCUUUGACAUUGAGUGUGUGCGCAUUGUAGUGACAGCCAGUCAGAAAGAAUGGCUCAUUAUUAGAAGUAUAAGCUUAUGGACUACACAACCCCCUAGCCAAUGAGGACUGCACUCAAAGACUCUUAGUAUGCCACAGAGGCAAAUAAUUGUAUUAUUAUUUAGUAUGUUUUUCCAGGUUUAUUUAUUCAUUUUUGUAACUAUUUAUUAUUGCUCAUUUUGCCAAAUCAAUGUUUUUUCUUUUGUUUUUAUACCUAAAUUUUUAAACCUAUACUGGACUAUUAUCACAGUCAUUCUCAAACUGUUCAGCUGAUCUCACAGUUUUCAUUAGCAACCAUUCCAUAAUUUAUUCAUUAUGCUCCAUAGACUUUACCUGAUAGCAAUUCCCAUCAUAGGACUGGGCAAAAAUUCAGUAUUAGUUUAUGAUUCUGAACAUUAUCAUGAUAUAUUAUUGUGUUAUACAUAGAACAAGUUUUCUUUCCCAAAACCAAAUUAGGUUUACAGUAUUCUAUGUUUUUGGUGGCACCAUGGUGUGGUGGUAGCCUCUGUCACCUCACAGCAAGAAGGCUCCUAGUUAGAAUCUCAGCUGAAGCCUACUUGAGUGGAGUUUCCAUAAACUCCAUGUACAUAAGGAGGGUUUCUUUAGGAACUCCAGCCUUCUCCCACAGUUCAAAAACAUACAGAUGAGGUUCACUGAUGGAAAGUUGUUUGUCUCUGUAUUGAAGUGGUACCUCUUACCCCGUGAGAGCUGAUACUGACCAAGAUAAAACAGAUAUAGAUAAUACAUUUUUCUAUUGUAAUCAAAUUCCAUAAACAGGACAGUGCAAACUUACAGUUGGUAGACAACUGAUCUUCCACCUGAGCUACAGCUGCCCUAGAACUGAAAUAGUCAGUUAAAGAAGUAAUGUAGUUAAAGUGUUACUGAAGUCAAAGAUUAG